Messenger RNA from Lipotes vexillifer (Yangtze River dolphin), 1410 nucleotides. It is a transcript of the gene VRK1, whose product is annotated as VRK serine/threonine kinase 1. Bases 195 to 1001 code for a protein of 268 amino acids. The transcript is spliced from 10 exons. The record is from RefSeq and is a predicted model, not a curated record. Gene Ontology annotation, biological process: protein phosphorylation. Lineage: Eukaryota; Metazoa; Chordata; Mammalia; Artiodactyla; Lipotidae. Gene Ontology annotation, molecular function: protein kinase activity; ATP binding.
GUGCUAAUGAACUCUUUUGUUUUAAGGAACCCAGUGACAAUGGACCUCUUUUUACUGAAUUAAAGUUCUACCAGCGAGCUGCCAAACCAGAACAAAUUCAGAAAUGGAUUCGUACCCAUAAACUGAAGUACCUGGGUGUCCCUAAGUAUUGGGGGUCUGGUCUACAUGAAAAAAAUGGAAAAAGUUACAGGUUUAUGAUAAUGGAUCGCUUUGGGAGUGACCUUCAGAAAAUAUAUGAAGCAAAUGCCAGAAGGUUUUCUCGGAAAACUGUCUUGCAGCUAAGCUUAAAAAUUCUGGAUAUUCUGGAAUAUAUUCACGAGCAUGAGUACGUACACGGAGAUAUCAAGGCCUCAAAUCUUCUUCUCAGCUACAAGAAUCCUGACCAGGUGUACUUGGUAGAUUAUGGCCUUGCUUAUCGGUACUGCCCAGAAGGAAUUCAUAAAGAAUACAAAGAAGACCCCAAAAGAUGUCAUGAUGGCACGAUUGAAUUCACCAGCAUCGACGCGCACAAUGGUGUGGCCCCAUCAAGACGUGGUGACCUGGAAAUCCUUGGUUAUUGCAUGAUCCAGUGGCUUAGUGGCCAUCUUCCUUGGGAGGAUAAUUUGAAAGAUCCCAACUAUGUUAGAGAUUCCAAAAUUAGAUACAGAGAAAAUAUUGCAGGUUUGAUGGACAAAUGUUUUCCUGAGAAGAACAAGCCAGAUGAAAUUGCUAAGUACAUGGAAACAGUGAAAUUACUGGAUUAUGCCGAAAAACCUCUUUAUCAAAAGUUACGAGAUAUUCUUUUGCAAGGACUGAAAGCUAUAGGAAGUAAGGAUGACAGCAAGCUGGACCUCAGUGUUGUGGAGAAUGGAAGUUUGAAAACAAAAACAAUAACAAAGAAGAGAAAGAAAGAACUAGAGCAGAGCACACAACCUGGUGUUGAAGAUAUGGAAUGCUCAGAUACACAGACACAAGAGGCCAUACAAACCCGUUCGAAAACCAGGAAGAGAGUCCAGAAGUAAAUCAAAUACUGUGAACCAGUUUUUCUUUUCUUCCUUUCAUUUGACUCUUUCCUCCUUUCAUUUGACUUUAUCCUCUUUUUCUGUAUUGUGUUUUAUUUUCAUGUGAGUCUUGUGGAGUGGGGGAAACAAUGAAGUACCUAUGUCUUUGAAAAGCAGACUUUUUUUUAUUAAAUACUUUGUAGAAUUUACUAAAGCCUAAUUUAUAAAAUUUCACAAUAUUAAGGUUAUACCCUUUAAGCUGUCCCAUGCUGUGUGUUUGAGGUUCUGGGGUACAUAUAAGAAAUAUUACUAUGACAUGCACUUUUCUAAUCGUUGUAUAUUUCCUAGAGUGUAUAAAAUGUUUGGCAAAAUCAUUACUUUUAAGGAAAUACACAACUUAAAAUAAAGGUCUCUUUUUGCUUGAUACAAA